AUGAGCAUGUUGCUGAAGGAUAAUCUUCAUGCCACGGCUCUUAUGUUCAGGCUUCUCAGAGAACAUGGGUUUGCUGUUUCUGAAGGUGCAUUCAACCGAUUUAUGGAUGGGAAGGGCAACUUGAAAGCCAGCCUUCGCCACCAUACCGAAGGAUUGGUGAGCUUGUACGAGGCUUCCCAUCUUGCAAAGGAAGCAGAGCACGUGCUGGAAGAAGCUAUAAACUUUACAACUAAACAGCUCAAGAGCCUCAUGGAGGGAUCACUUGAGCCUCAUCUCAGGGAGCACGUAGCCCAUGCCUUGGAGCUUCCAUUGAACUGGAGAAUGCCGAGGUUACAGACCAGGUGGUUCAUAGAAGCAUCCCAGAGGGAAGCGAAGAUGAACCCUGUCCUGCUUGAAUUGGCUAAGUUGGACUUCAACAGGGUUCAGAACAUACAUCAGAGGGAACUCAGAGAAGUGUCGAGAUGGUGGAGCAAUCUUGGCCUGGCGCAGAGGCUUCCAUUUUCGAGGGACAGGUUGGUGGAGAACUAUUUCUGGACAGUUGGCUGGGCUUUUGAGCCACAGUUUGCAAGAUGCAGGGAGGCGCAGACAAAGGCAAACUGCCUGAUAACAACAAUAGAUGAUGUGUAUGAUGUUUACGGCACCAUGGAUGAGCACGAGCUUUUCACGGAUGCCGUCGAUAGAUGGGACGUUAAUGCAACGGGCAAACUUCCAGAGUACAUGAAGAUAUGUUUUCUUGCCCUCUUCAACACUACAAAUGACACCGCAUACAAUGUUAUGAAAGAGAAGGGUCUGGACUGGGCAGAUGUAUGCAAAGCACACAUGGUGGAAGCAAGGUGGUACCACCAGGGCUACACACCCAAUCUUGAAGAGUACUUGGAGAACGCACUAGUAUCGGUAUCGGGUCCCCUGAUAUUGACUCUUGAUUAUUGCACCAGUGACGAUGUAAGUCAAGAGACCUUGGAAGACUUCCACAGCCGUUCUGAGAUUGCAAGACGGUCAUCCAAGGACGAGCUUGAAAGAGGUGAUGUGCCCAAAUCUGUCCAGUGCUACAUGCAUGAGAGAGGUUUAUCGGAGUACGCGGCUCGUGACCAUAUUAGGCGAUUGAUUAGGAGGAAUUGGAGAGCAAUAAAUGGAGAUUGA
This is a messenger RNA of Musa acuminata AAA Group (dessert banana), 1140 nucleotides long. RefSeq names its product monoterpene synthase 8, chloroplastic-like. Bases 1 to 1140 code for a protein of 379 amino acids. Lineage: Eukaryota; Viridiplantae; Streptophyta; Magnoliopsida; Zingiberales; Musaceae. Gene Ontology annotation, biological process: diterpenoid biosynthetic process. The transcript has 6 exons. Gene Ontology annotation, molecular function: magnesium ion binding; terpene synthase activity. The record is from RefSeq and is a predicted model, not a curated record.